Molecule: messenger RNA, 1186 nt
Organism: Spizellomyces punctatus DAOM BR117
Lineage: Eukaryota; Fungi; Chytridiomycota; Chytridiomycetes; Spizellomycetales; Spizellomycetaceae
Exons: 7
Molecular function (GO): monooxygenase activity; heme binding; oxidoreductase activity, acting on paired donors, with incorporation or reduction of molecular oxygen
Source: RefSeq, a predicted model, not a curated record
AUGGGAUUGGGUUACUACUUUGGUCGUCUCUUGGGAAAAGCUGUAGGAACGAUGCACAACACAGACUGGUUCCGCGUGCGACGCAUCGUCGAUCCGCACUUUCAGUUGGGUGUCGUCAAGAACUUGCUGGGAAGGAUGGACGAUGAUUUUGGUACCUGGUUCGCCAAGUUGGAGAAGCACUCUGGGAUCACAAGACGCAGCGCCAGCGAAGAGCCAAUUUGGUUUGAAAUCGACGGCCUGAAAGUAGCGGAACGAACACCAUUCAAGGUUGUCGCCAGGGCUCUAUUUGAUCCUGUCAUGACUGAAGAGGACUUUGAAAAAAUGUACAAGAUGAACGAAAUCCACGAAAAACUUGUAGAAACUGCCUUCCUGCACCAAAUUCCUUCCUACCAUUGGUACAGGUUCUUACCUACGGCGGCGAACAAGCGGAUGGACCGCUACCAAGAGUUGUGGAAAGCUGUGGUGCUAGAUAUCAUUUCACGCGCGCAGAAGCAAAAUAAACCUUGUCCUAUCAGCGAAAUGUACAAAUCAGUUGAAAGCGGUGAUAUGGAACUCUUAGAGCUUCUUCAAACCGCAGACGAGAUUCUAUAUACAAAUAUCGAUGUUACCUCGACAUCCUUAACAUGGGGCCUUAUCCACCUUGCGCAGAAUCCUGAAGCACAGGAAAAAGCUCGUAAAGAACUAUUCGAGGCCCUCAACAAUCCACAGUAUGGUGCAACCGAGAAAGAGCGAACCGCAAAAUACAUUGAGAAGCAGAACACAUUCUUACACUUCUGUGUUUUGGAGGCCACAAGAUUAGUACCGCUUUUAUUCUACUCCCUUCCAGAGGUUACCGCAGAAGAGAAGCUCAUUUGCGGAUACCGCAUUCCUGCAAACACGUCGGUGCUUAUCGACGCUAAUACUCUCAACCGCACCGCCCCGAUCUGGCAGCCUGACGGCGACUCAUACCGUCCUGAAAGGUUCGCAAGCAUUUCACCGACAGAGUAUCGGUACGCCUUCUGGAGAUUUGGCAUUGGUCCGCGCAAAUGUGUCGGACAGUUCUUUGGCGAUAAAAUCGCCAAAAUGUUCCUUUUCCAUGCUCUGCGAAGAUUUGAGUUUGAAAUCGUGGGAACCGUAACAAAGAAAAAGGACCUCUUCGUCCAAACGCCAGAGUGCACCUUUCGAGUCCGGCCGUUGAAAGAUGACC